Messenger RNA from Desarmillaria tabescens, 1671 nucleotides. RefSeq lists its product as uncharacterized. The record is from RefSeq and is a predicted model, not a curated record. Bases 1 to 1671 code for a protein of 556 amino acids. The transcript has 3 exons. Gene Ontology annotation, biological process: regulation of transcription by RNA polymerase II. NCBI's taxonomy places the organism in Eukaryota, Fungi, Basidiomycota, Agaricomycetes, Agaricales, Physalacriaceae. Gene Ontology annotation, molecular function: DNA-binding transcription factor activity, RNA polymerase II-specific; protein dimerization activity; RNA polymerase II cis-regulatory region sequence-specific DNA binding.
AUGGAUGCCCACAUUGACGACCAGCAGCAGAAGGACUACCUCUCGCCUUUCUUUGACCUCGAAUCGUUGCAGAAUGGAGGCGACCUCGGCAUCAUGUCGCCUUCAGUGAAUGCCCAACAACCUCAAUCGAUGAUGACGAGUGCAACUAUGCCCUCUCAAAUGGACAUGGAAAUGCUCGGAAACCUGAUGUCGCUACAGGGGAUCAACAGUCCUAGCAGUAUAUCCCCGACGUCCCCCUCUCAUCCCCAGUUCAGCACCAACACCGCCACGACAAAUCCACAGCUACUCAUGGAGCAGCAGUUCAAGCUAGCUCAGCUUCAACAACUACAGCAACUACAAAAUCAGAUCUUUCAACAACAGGUGAGUCUCUCGAUUCGGGCGGAUAAUUAUGGCGAUUCAGUCAUGACUCCCAUACCCAGCCACUCUAUCUCCUCCCAAUUCAACGCCCCACGCGGAUCGACUUCUGCCCCUGCCCACAUUGCGUUUCGAUCCAGCCCAUCUCAUCCCCCACACGGUGACAUAGACGUCGACAUAUCUCCUUUGACCAGCCCUUGGCUCGGUGCUGAGCAGCAUCAUUCUAGUUUCUCUCACCGUCAAUCUUCUUCCAACAAACGCACGGCUUCCUCUAGCGGUGACGAGUCCUCUUCGAAACCGUCGCGAAAGAAGCAAUCCCCCGCCGUCCGGCCUUUCAGUAAUGCGAGUUCCACUAUUAUGACCAAGAGAACGACGAAUCCUCGAGGCUCACGAUCCACCAAUUCCACGCCCCUUCUUCGAUCCACACGGUCAAGAAAUGGUAGCAUCAUCAGCAACGAAGUCGUCGGGGAUUCUCCUUCUCCUGUAGAUUUGUCAAUGCCACCUCCAGCGGCCCCCUCGAUGAACCAAACGUCAAUACCUGAUAUGUCUGCGGAAAACCCUCCCCCGACCAUUACACCCGUUACUCCUGCGAGUAUCAUGAACCUUGGCAGGCUUGGUGUUGGUUCCAGCAACAAUACCCUUAUACCAAAAGAUGGUUCUGUCGACUUGAAGGGUAAAGCUCCUUCAAAAUCAUCAACCCCCGCAGCAAUUUCCCAGAGGAAUAAAUCUAUGAAACGAGGAUCGGUGGGCUCAUCUCCUGCUCUGAAGCCCAUUCUUCCUGCUGGUUCUACCACAGGACCUGCUUCAUCUUCUGCGAAAGGUGCCGCUCCCGUCGUCCAGGUCCGUAAAACGUCACACAAAGCCGCUGAGCAGAAGCGUCGAGAUUCCUUGAAGACCACCUUCGAUGACCUGCGUGGUUUGCUGCCGCCGAUACCCCUUCCGUCCGACGAAAAAUACCCGCUAGACGAGCCUUUGCUUCCAGGCGCCUUACCACCGCGAGGACCUCCUAAAGCUGGUGGAGAAGGUCCAAAUAAGGGCGUGAGCAAGCUGCAAUUGCUAAUCUGUGGUAACGAUUAUAUUAGGCAGCUAAAAGGACGGGUUGAGAGGAGGGAUGAAGAGAUUAGGCGCCUGAGGAGCGAAAUCGGAAGGCUGAGGGAUGUUCUUACGAACUCUACGGGCGGUGUGGGCAUUAUGGAGGAAGGGUGCGAGCCGGUGGAUUUGGAGCGGGACCUGGAUGAGAUUGAGGCGAUCAGCACAGGGUUGUCCAGAGGAGCAUCUAUCGGCGCUGAUGAUGAGGCAGACGAAGACGAAGACUAA